Messenger RNA from Macadamia integrifolia, 1581 nucleotides. Its product is annotated as vignain-like. The record is from RefSeq and is a predicted model, not a curated record. The coding region runs from base 291 to 1385 and encodes 364 amino acids. Lineage: Eukaryota; Viridiplantae; Streptophyta; Magnoliopsida; Proteales; Proteaceae. Gene Ontology annotation, molecular function: cysteine-type endopeptidase activity. Gene Ontology annotation, cellular component: lysosome. The transcript has 4 exons.
UAAUUUCUGGGUAAGGUUCUAUCGAGCAAGUAAUGGCUAAUCUAGCUUAACUUGCUUGGAUGGAUCAGUCCCUUCGUCAUUCUCAAGGAGUAGCCUAGUUUGGUUACCUUCUUCAUUAUUAAACAUUAAUGAUUCUUGUAAUUACCCGCAAGAGACCUUCAAUUACUUCUUAAUUCAUUUAUUGUUACUUGUCUUGUUCUCCUAUAAUUGAUUGUGAUUGGUAGAAGACGAGGAUUGAUCUUCUAUAUAAACCAGAUUCAAAAACCCAAAAUCAAAGCCCAUCAAAGCAAAUGGAGAUGGAGAAGGUGGUUGUGGUUGUUUUUGCUCUAUCAGUUGUUCUACUUCUGGGUUUAGCCCAGAGCUUUGAUUUCCAUGAAAAGGAACUUGAGACAGAAGAGAGUCUAUGGAACUUGUACGAAAGAUGGAGAAGUCAUCACACGGUUUCUCGUGACCUCGAGGAGAAGAACAAACGUUUCAAUGUGUUCAAAGAGAAUGUGAAGGGCAUUCAUGAAUUCAACAAGAAGGAUGAACCAUACAAGUUGAGGCUUAACAAAUUUGCAGAUAUGACUAACCAUGAGUUCAGGGCUACCUACGCAGGCUCCAAAGUGAGGCACCACACCAUGUUUAGAGGGACUUCAGGAGCGACUGAAGGCUUCAUGUACGAGAAUGUAAGCAUCCCUGCUUCCAUUGAUUGGAGGACCAAAGGUGCUGUCACCCCUGUCAAGGAUCAAGGCCAAUGUGGUAGUUGCUGGGCUUUUUCGACUGUUGUUGGGGUUGAAGGUAUAAACCAAAUCAAAACCAAGAAGCUCACCUCCUUAUCAGAGCAGCAACUGGUGGAUUGUGACACCAGUGUGAAUGAAGGUUGUAAUGGAGGACUCAUGGACUACGCAUAUGACUUUAUCAAAAGUAAUGGAGGGCUCACCACAGAGGCAAACUAUCCCUACACAGCCCAAGAUGGCUCUUGUGACAAAUCAAAGUUGAUUAGUUCUCUAAAAGUGACAAUUGAUGGAUAUCAAGAUGUGCCUGCUAACAACGAGAAUGCACUGAUGAAAGCUGUGGCUAACCAACCUGUUUCUGUUGCCAUUGAAGCAAGUGGUUUUGGCUUCCAGUUCUACUCAGAGGGAGUUUUGACUGGAUACUGUGGAACAGAAUUGGAUCAUGGAGUGGGGGUUGUAGGAUAUGGAACAGCUCUUGAUGGGACCAAGUACUGGAUAGUGAAGAACUCUUGGGGAGAUAGCUGGGGAGAAAAAGGUUACAUUAGAAUGGCGAGGGGCAUCAAGGCCAGCCAUGGAAUUUGUGGCAUAGCCAUGGAGCCUUCUUAUCCCCUCAAGACCUCCAAAAAUCCUUCUGAAGAGGAGGUUUCCUCUCUUAAGGAUGAACUCUGAUGAGGAGUGAAGAUUACGUUUCACAUCGGAGCUUGUAUCUAUCUAUUUUAUUUAGCUCUUCAAAACAAGUAAAGAAAUGUUUCUUCAAUUAACCACCUCUUGAUGGUUGGUUAGUGUGUGUAGGUUUCUAAUACAAUCUUUUGUAUUUGUGAAAUAAUAUGAAAUAAACGUUUUAGAUCCAUGGAUCAUUGGCUGC